This is a messenger RNA of Culex quinquefasciatus (southern house mosquito), 384 nucleotides long. RefSeq names its product putative glycine-rich cell wall structural protein 1. The transcript is spliced from 3 exons. Lineage: Eukaryota; Metazoa; Arthropoda; Insecta; Diptera; Culicidae. The annotation marks the transcript as partial. The record is from RefSeq and is a predicted model, not a curated record.
AUGCAAGGACCGACCGACCGAACGCAGCUGGCCGGUGUAUCGGACAAGAAGGGAAAUGUUGGUGCUGAAACUAGCGGCGUUGAGUUUCACGGAGCCCGGCCCCUAGUUCCUGGUAUCAACGUUGAUGAUUUUCUCCCGCUGGAGCACAUAUUCUUCCUCGGUGGCCCUGAAGGAGGAGGAGGAGGAGGAGGAGGAGGAGGAGGAGGAGGAGGAGGAGGAGGAGGAGGAGGAGGAGGAGGAGGAGGAGGAGGAGGAGGAGGAGGAGGAGGAGGAGGAGGAGGAGGGAGAGGAGGAGGAGGAGGAGGAGGAGGAGGAGGAGGAGGAGGAGGAGGAGGAGGAGGAGGAGGAGGAGGAGGAGGAGGAGGAGGAGGAGGAGGAGGAGGA